CACAGAGACGGCGGCUACAGCAGCAGCAGCAUCAUCAUCAUAUAGCAUCGCCUCGUGCUAAUCCUCGUCAUAUCGCAUAGACGCUCCUGCUGGAGACUCCCUCUUGCUUAUACACAAUAGCAAUCGUCAUUAAUUAGUGGCAUCAUCAUUGUAUUCUUUUCAUUUUGUGCGAAUAUAUUUGUUGAGCUAGAUAUAUAUUUUAAAAAAAUCGUUACAUAGGACUCUGCAUUAUCGGAAGAAGAAAAAAAUCGUAAGGGAUAUCUUGAGAGAUUUCAUAUAUUUUUUUGAAUACGUUUAGAUUCUAUUUUUAUUUCAAUUAAUCAAAAAUAAUUUGCUAUAAUUUCCCAUUAUCGCCAGUCGCUCGCGUGAUAUCGAGAGGUUAUUUGAUUUGUUGGCUAAUAAACGUGGGGCUGGGGUGGGUGGGGAAAAGGUCGCCUCGUAUCUGCGACUCGUAGAGCUCUUCGAAAUCACGCGCAUCUCCCGACCCCAACGACGCACGGAGGGGAGCCACGCGGACAUCGGAGAGAGGCUGAGACAGCGGUGACAGCCACGAGCGGAGAGGGCCAGACAGCCAGGAGCGUGAGACAAAUCCAGGUGGAAGGUCAUCAUCAUGGAUGCACUCAUGAAGGGGUUUUCCAUGGCCAAAGAAGGCAUGGCCGCUGCGGCUGAGAAGACCAAGCAGAGCGUGAGCGACGCAGCUGAGAAAACGAAAGAGGGCGUCAUGUAUAUGGGCACCAAGACUAAAGAGAGCGUGGCUACGGUGGCGGAGAAGACAAAGGAGGCGGGCGGCGCGGUGGUGUCGGGCGUGACGAGCGUUGCCCACAAGACCGUGGAGGGAGCCGAGAACAUGGCCGCCGCCACGGGCCUAGUCAAGAAGGGAGAGCCUGGGGCCAAGCCCGAGGGCAUGCCCGAAGGUCACAUGGAGGGCAUGAGCAGCCCAGAGGUGGAGGCCGCGCACGAGUACACGGAGGAGAACCAGUACGACUACGGCGAGGAUACUGAGCAGUCUGGAGGCAUGGAAUGACCGCUGAACAUCCGGACCCCCCACCCCGAUCCCUUGAUCCCCAUCGCUGCCCCUGCCUGUCCUCCUCUCUUCCAACGUCGCCCCCCCCCCAACUCACCCCCACCCCCAAAUCACCCCCCCCCCAUCCAAUGCUUCCCACGAUAACCGCUGCUCCGACAGAGGAGCGACCGACAGAAGAAGAGCGGCGACGCGUCGGAACGAGGAUCAACAAAAAAACGAAUCGGGGAAACGACGACAAAAAAAAAACCUUGAAUGGAAAAAAAAAACAUUCAAUUGUGAACAAAAAAAAUGAUUCCACUGAGUAACUUCCACAUUCAUAGUGCGUGUCGUGGACGUGAGAUGUUGUGGUGUCUCCUCCAUGUGAGUCAUGUGUGUGAUCGUGUUUGCACGUACGUGUGUGUUUGUGUGUGCCACGUGUGUGCGUGCGUGUGGAUCAAAGUGGUGUAUGUUCUGAGACUCUCUCUGUCCAUUGGGGUGGGGUAACCGAGGUCGUGGGUUAAGGGGGGGAAGUUUGCCUCCCGUAACCUUCGAACAGUUGGGGGAGGGGGAUACAUCUGAGCCCUCCUCCAUCACCGUAUUCUCCACAUUAUAAAACGACCCGGGGAAAAAGACGCGCCCCACACUCGCACACGAUGUCGGUAAAGUGAUACCGACCUGGUCACACAAACAAAUACUUAGAUUCCCCCUAUAGUCGUAAUAGAGUGGAGGGGAUAAGUGCCGUUAGCGAGGACCUACGAAGGCCGGCACGGCACACAUCACUCCAGGUACUCAGUUGAGGCUGAGUCGACCUAGGAGAGGCACAGGACCGGUGCAAGUAAUUGUCACGGGUGUUGGCCGUGAGCGGGAAUCCAACUCGGGUGGCAGGGUUUGUAGCGCAGCGCGCUAACCGCUACCUCGCCACUCCCAAAAUUCCGCGCACACACACUCACCUACUGGGUUCUAAAGGUGCAUUUCCAACUUUUGCUACAGGGGAAAAGGUGCGUCUUAUAGUCCGGAGAAUUAAGUAAAAGCCACCAUGGGCCUCCUUUACCACUCAACGUGGGAUCAGAAUUCAAAAUCUUUAGACUGGAAGAAUCCGAUGAGCUAUGAAGCUCUUUCACGGAUGUCCAGUAGGGGCAGGGCAGCAAGUUACAACAACAAACUGCACAAAAACACAAUCGGAGUGCAAAGUAUAGGAAAGCUAAGCAAGUCACUAACAUUUCGAUUGAAACCUUUCGUGACUGCAGGGAUUCAUGUUCUUGGUUCUCUUCUACGUGAUUUUACCAAAAGAACCAAGAAUAAGUCACUAACAUUGACGAAAUAAAGUACGUUAGGACAAAGGAUGACCCUCUUCCCCACAACUUUAUUACCACCCCAAUGAAAACAAAAUCAUUCCCAUGCGACAAAUAAAAAAAACAACGUUAACAGAAGCACAGAUUCACAUCUCGGCACUCUUAUCGGCGUUUCCACGAUGCCCACCACGGCGCGCUGACACAAUUCAUGCAUUUGUUGAUCGGGUUUGGCCAGCUAUGAAGUUGUCUCAUCUCGUUAUUGUCAUACCAGGCUGCGUUUACGUUCUCUUUCUUAAACGGAUGCUUACGUUGGAAAGGUUUACAGUAUUUUUGCCACGAGUAUGUGUUUGUAUUUUUUUUAUGUUAUUGCAGUUGUACAAGAUGACCGAUUAUCUACAGCGUUUUAAAACGGCCAAGGCAAAGCGGUUUCCGCACUUCACUCAGCGGGCUUCGUCUCUCGUUUACAGCUCCUCAUCCGGUAGAAACCCCUCGAGCAUCUCCCUUAGAACAACCACCGUUGAGAUUCCCCACGCUAAGUGGUGGCUAUUUUAUCGACCCCGGCGGGAUGAUGGGCCGAGUUUACCCCCCCCCUCCCCCACGACUGCGACUUGAAAUUGCUACUUUGUGACCGCAAGUCGCCCGCUCGCAGUUCAGCACCCAACUGCUCACGCUCCCAACAUCGGCCCAGAAAUUGCAAAAUGUAUCUGGGCCAUUAGCACCUGAAACCUGACGACGAAUGUUUGUAAACUCCUUGUACGUUACAUUCCUUGGGCAAGAGCAAACCGAGGGUUAAGAUUAGACCCAAAACGGAACUUUAAUUUCCUCCCCGAGUCUGCGACCCCGUUGCAAUAUUUCUGCACAGCGGCACAGCACAUCCCGUGUGCCUCCCGCGACCUGCCCCGUGGCUCCCGCUGGUCACGUGCCGUGCUUCAGUCGAUCUCGCCAGCCACGCGGUAGAAAUAUUCGGCGAGAAAUUUAAGCCCUGGCUAUUGCCACGCUUACGAGAGGACAAUUGUCCAUCGCCGCUUAAGAAACCUGCGGCGGAACCCCGGGGCUGCCCGCCUGAGCAACAUUCAUCCGGCUUCUUCCGUAGGGGAACAUUUGACGGGCUCCAGGUUGCAGUCGCUGCUGUCCGCGCGUGAGGGUUUCGGGGUCGCGUUUCCUUCGCUCAGCUUUGCCGAACUUUCCUAACAGCACAAUCGACGUGGAAUUGGUGACAGAAUAAGCUAAACCGUUAACGACUUAUAGGGAAAAUGUCACAGACUUCAGGUAUAUAUCGGUUUGGAGAGCACAGCACAAUAUCAGGACUGCGUCUGUUAUUUAUCGAGUUGUGUUGUUGUUGGUGUAUGUUCAUUUCACUUUGUGUUGUAUCGUCGCACUUUUAUAUCGGCUGACGCUUGACUUCAUAAGGCUGCGGUGACACUGAGCGGUAGGGCUGAGAUUGGCUGCACUGCACUGAUGAGUUCCAGUCGGGAUGAAACCCAGUUUCCCAGUUCCGUUAUUCUGCUGCCGUUGCCUGAAGAUAAAAAACCACCACACCCCAAUCCAUGUUGAGCUUGGUGGCCGUCAACGGCUGUUACGUGGAGCUUGCGCGAACGUUGCCAUCAAUCUCGGCGUGCAGGGGACGCGGGGAUUUCUCUUGUGCGUUUUUAAAAAAAACAGCUGUUUGCCAAUAUUAUCAUUUCGUAUCUGGCUUGCGCGAAUAUAGAUAUUUACGGCCGAUGGCAUUUCUCCAUCACGCUACAGAAAGCGAGCGAAUGUGUUGCGAGUUAAAUGACCGCGUCCGUUGCCCCCUUAGGACGCCCGCGAUUCCUGCGUUAGCCUCGGCACCUCUUCGUGUAAGCCGGGUGGCGAGAACUCCAGAGAACAGGACAGGGAGUCGUCUCACUUGCAAAGGUGAACUGGGGGGGAGGCGGCGGUGGUGGGGGGGGGUCACCAAAAAUGACAGGUCAAACGAACACGGCCCACCGCAGCAGGACGCAGCGGCGAUGACUUUGUCGAAGGUUCUGCGCCGCGUGGCCUUGUGUCGUCAAACUCGUGCCGACGAAAACGACGCGUUGCGUUGCGUCUUCAUGGUCGAAACGCCAAAAAGAAAAACAUUCGUUUGGUAUAUUUACACGUGUGUACAUUUAUCUUCGAACUUGUAUAUUUGCUAAGUUAUUUUUUAUUUACGUAUUAUUACGAUUGAUGACACACACACACCGUUAAUGGUAUGCGCCCACUCAAGAGACACGGGAGUGAUCCGUCUGGCGAAUUAUCCAUUGAUUUCCUCCCCUGAGCCCCGUUUGCAAAGUCGUUUUGAUUUGUCGCGCGUGCUGUUGCUCAUACGCGAUGCGAUUUGUCUCAUCGGCGUGGAGCCGUUCUUGUUGUUACACCGGCUCCAAGCACGGAUAUAUCAACACAGUGAGCUCUGCAUUGCGACAGCGUCUCCUCCAAAUACCGGGGCUCCACCAGGGAGUAGGUAGGCAUGGCCCACGGUAUAUCCAUUUCCCUGAAUCUAAAACUCCGUUAUUUCCACAAAGAACCAAGUUGCGCGCACAUUCGCAGCUUAUUUAUCUUGUUCUUUACAACGAUAUCUAUGUAGAAAUAAAGUCUGGUUCUCCUAUAACGUGGUAGUUGCGUUCCCGAAGAACAUCGCGUUAUGGAAAAAUCUCGUUAUAAUAAUUAACAUAGGUUAAAGCACAGUCCGAGAUAACACGUGAGAUGGCUAUGCAGGCUGAACAUAAAGACUGAUGCGCGUGGGUAGCAUCUAGAAACAUCCAGCAGCAUCCCAAUGCCUUGUGCGAUGCGACACCGAGGCAGCUGUACAGCCGCUUAUUGCUACUUGCGCGACGUGGUUCUGUUCGAUCAAUCGCGUUCUAUCCAAUUCGUAAUCCGCGUUGUAGAAAGUGUUCCCGAAUACAUUCAUCGCGUUAUAUCCAAUUCGUGCUAUGAAAACACGCGGCGUCAUAGGACAGACUGUUUCUAGGAAGCAAUACGAGAGGUUCCAAAAGCACACGCACACAUCAAUGAAGCUGCCACAAACAUCACAAGCCAAUGCUGGAAGGCACGGUCUGAGGACGUGGUCACGAUGCAGGACGGGACAGUGCCUGCCCGGCAAGUGGACACGUGCCAGACAACGAGGUAUAAAAUAAAUCAGGACGUUUCGGGCGCAUCACCUGAUGACGGACGCUUGUCUUGCGCCCGAAACGUUGAUUUAUUUUAUUUUAUACCUACGUGACUUUACCGAAAGAACCAAAGAGUAUGGAUUGCUGCAGUCACGAAAGCUUCAAAUCAAGAUUGAGUCACCAUGGCUUUGCACGCUGUUAAUUUGGUGAGCGUUGGGAGAGCUACAUUUUAAAAAAAUACAUGAGGUUGUUAUUGGGUUAGAUCACUUAAUAUAAAUGUGUCGUUAAACCCCGCCACAGCCAAUUAGUAAAGUUUGUCACGUAAACAAAACGUGGCCAAUUCGUUACUAGUACAGCACACCGGUGUGUUGGAGAGUAAACCCACAACAUUUACAAUUCGAGUACCACGUUUCCGUCGGUAAUUACAGCAACCAGUCUCAUCAGGCGACAGACAGAAUUCUGGCCAGCGGCACAUUUAUAUUAACGCGAUAUAACCCAAAAGCAGCCUCUAUUGUGGAUAAAAUUGGUCGCCAAAUUUGACUUGUGUAACAAGUAUAACCCAUAAAAACAAAGUUUUUCACUAUAAAUCCUUUAUAUGCGUGGCGGCUAGAGUCCUCUCGUCCUCUGGCUUGAGAUGGCUGCCACCUAUGGGUCAGAUGAUGCAUGGCAGCAUUAAGCAAUUGGUAAUUAAAUAUAAUAUUUUUGUCCUAGAAAGUGUAAAAUUUUGGAAAGAAAUUUUCACGAACAUUAAUUGUCAAGCACAACGAGUCUACGUGGAAAAUGUCAGCUCGAUUGGAUCACGGGAAGUGGGUUAAAAAAAGACGCACGGUCCUAAGCAAGUGAACUUAAUCUAAAGGAUAAAAAAAAAUUGUAAGUAUCUUUUCCGGCUAUUUCGACGUCCCACAAAAAAACAAAACCCAACAUUUGAGACGCGGGACAUUGCACCUUGCCGGCCCAUGUUAUUUGGAAGACGCGCUGUGUAACAUCGCAGACUACGGCUCCAGAUAUAGACGCGCGGGGAGAGGGGGGUGGGUAUCUGCGAUACACGCAGUAACUAUGUCGCCUAACUCGAGAAGACAAAACGGUGGCGGCGAGGAACCGCGGGCGUCUGCAAGAAACUCAUCGCGUUCCUCAACGACACCGUGGCCUGAAAGAGGAAAACAGUCCAUCAGCGGGUGACGCUUCGGGCAAUGCUCCUUCGUCACGUGUUGUCUAUAACGUACUGUUCAGUUUAAGGCCGCAGUGUUAUUGACGAAUGUAUUGAGUUUGGUUUGCGUGGGUACCACUGCCAACGCAGAAUCGCACAAAUCAUUAUCAUGUGGUCAUCUCCAAGGCACGCGCACCACCUCUUGGCGCUCGGGGGUAUUUAUAAUGGGUACACAAUCGCUUAGGUUGACGCCGAAUCAUGCCAGGUCCUUUACGAAACGGAUGUGCGUUUGGAUUGUGCAAUUUCACAACACCACCUUGGGGGUGGGUGGUCUGAAUGGAUGUUUUGUCUCCCCCACCCCCCAGACAUCCAGUGGUACAUUCCGAAUUCAAAGCACCAAUGCCUGCCCCCAUUGGCAUCGCCAUGCACGUGGGUUUUCCCAAUAGCACCCGAGGGGGUGGACGAUAUAUUUUCCGUCCUCGAAAUGACCGAGUCUCAGGACAAUUUUUCGAGGGGGUUCAUCAGAGACGAAUUUUAGCCGGGUCUGUCAAGGGUGGGCAACACGGGAACAAUAUUUAUGCGUCCGGCACACCACGUCCAGUAUACGCCGCCUGUCACUGGCUGUGCCUGCCUACGACGACUCCUUCUCGUCACGUGUCACCUCAUGCAGUCGACCAGAGACUUAAAGAUAUUCAGUGAGAAAUGAGCAGUUGCAAACAAACACAAUACUGUAUACACGUAAACGUGUGCAUAUGGUCACACAAACACAGUAAACACGUGUGCACGUUCGUAGCACAUCAGGCUUCGCACGGUUGGCUACGUACGGUGCGAAAGAAGUUCAACAUAGACAAAUGUAAGACAAAUAUCCCCGUAUAGGCAUUCCGAUUGUUGGGGUCAAUUGCUGUUAGCGAACACGCUAAGCCGAACAUCAAUUGGAAGGAACCUCUCGAAAGCAUGUCUUGAGACUCGAUAAAUAAUGAAUGCGGCGUGACCACAUCAUUGGUCUGUGUUUAAUCAAGGUCAAAUAUAAAACACGUUUGUAACGGGCAUUGUUAAUCAUUAUACGCAGGCAACUCUUCCUGAAUGUCAGCCAAGACUUCUAAAGAAUUUGUAUUGUAUCUAUGGGCAAUUGACAAAUAACUUUUUGUAUUUUGAAUGUUUCACUUAUUCUGCUUUUCCAAUGUUUUUGUCAACAACAUUUGUUUAUUUUUGUUUAUCACCGCCGCGUGGGUUGUCGUGGGCUCUGCUGAUGUUGUUUUGUGCCGCUCUGUGUGAUGUCCACCACGAUGUACGACGUUUCGGUGGUCGUGCCUGCGAUCUGCGUUGAAUGCAGUCCACCAGAACUUUACCCGAUCCAAUUUCAGUUCAUGAAAAACUUUAAUCACAUUUUCAGUUCCGGAACAGGCGAAGCUCCCGUGCAUGCGGAGUGAAACGUCAGACAUCGUGGUGAACAACACCGCGGCAGACCCCGAAAACAACAUUGGAGAUAUAUUUAUUUUCAAUGUUUGAGGAUACGGCGUAUUUCCCCAUGCCCCCCCCCCCUUCUCCAUGAAGUCAAAUUCUAAAUCCACCCCCCACUAUGCCUCUCAAGUGGCGGGGAUCUUGCCAACGAUGCCACCCUUCGUGACGAAGUGAAAUCGUGCACCUUACAUACCCGUAUGUGUGUGUGUGCGUGCAUUUCAAAAGACAAAGAUUCCCCGCAUAGCCUGCUAGAACCAUCGGGGCAAGUGUAUUUAGCAUUUGCGAGCACCUAUUAAAGGCCUCGCGGAUGAAACGCGCUCGUGUCGUGGGCGCGAGUUCGAUUCCCGUGCCACGGCUACCAUCAGUGGCGGGUGAUAUCCGGACCCAGUCCUGUAAUCAGCACCACAUCCACCCAGAUGACUUGGUCUCGCCAUUGCUAAUUUCAAUUACCUCGCCGUAUCAGGUACACAUUUUUUAUGGGCCGAGUUGACCUCAACGAUGCCCAGGCUAGGGCAUCAUUUCAUUGAUCCGGGGUUCAACAUCUAUGGAAUCGAUGUUACUGUAUUGCAUAUCCCGCGAUGCUACCACACAGUCGUGAAACGGUCAGCAAACUCGACUAUCGAGACAAGAGUCCACCGGUUCAGCACGGCAGCUAAACCCACCCACCCCUCCCAUUCCUCACCCACCGCAUGUCCACCCAGCGGCGUAGGAAAUGGGGUCACCGUAGUCGAGUGGCAAGGUCACGUGGUCGUGGGGCAAAGUGUGGUUUACUCCCACCUCCACCACCACAUUUGGCCAGCAUGAAAGAGUAGGCCAAAGUAACCACCCCGUCAGGAUGCUCUCCGACUCCCUCUCACGGAGCCUCUUCCACCAGCAGUGACCUCGGAGCAAUGCAAUUUCGGGGCUGCACCUUUUAACCCCCAUUUUUUUUUUUACUUGGGUCGCCUCUAGGGAGACUCGGCCUUAAACGAGUACGGUACUUUUUUUUUAAAUCGCAUGUAAACAUCUGUACUGGGGAGACAAAUGUGGCUGGGCACCGCGAGAUUGUGACGAGACCUUAAUCGUUGCUCGCUUUCAACAGAGGGCAUUGCCCCUACACCCCCAUAGGCGAGGCAAGGAGAUACAGGGGGACUUGCUGUAUGUGUCGUGUAUGUAUGCCUGCGAGUCUGUGUGUGUGUAUGUACGCACUCUGGUUGAACAGCGAUGUUCCCCGUGCAAUCCUCUCUCCCGUUGCGUGAUCGUGUCCCGUUCAGUGCCGUCUUCCUCCUCCUCCUACACGACGAUCUUGCGAACACAAAUUCUCCAUCCCUCCAGAACUUCCUGCACCUCCCCUCCCUCCAUCCAUAUCAUCAUCAUCAUCCUCCUCCUCCUCUUUGGCUCUCCGUCUUUCACCGUUGUUGUGUUUCUGUUCAAUAAAGAUUGCAUUAGAUUGAA
Messenger RNA from Lethenteron reissneri (Far Eastern brook lamprey), 9444 nucleotides. Its product is annotated as alpha-synuclein-like. Gene Ontology annotation, cellular component: cytoplasm; axon terminus; neuronal cell body. The record is from RefSeq and is a predicted model, not a curated record. NCBI's taxonomy places the organism in Eukaryota, Metazoa, Chordata, Hyperoartia, Petromyzontiformes, Petromyzontidae. Gene Ontology annotation, molecular function: cuprous ion binding. Gene Ontology annotation, biological process: synaptic vesicle endocytosis; synapse organization; chemical synaptic transmission.